Messenger RNA from Dentiscutata erythropus, 120 nucleotides. Lineage: Eukaryota; Fungi; Glomeromycota; Glomeromycetes; Diversisporales; Gigasporaceae. The record is from the annotation of a GenBank genome assembly.
UGACCACUCAUGCGAGUGGUCAAGGAUCAGCAGAGAACAAUUCUCGAGAACAGGCAAAUUCUGAACAAUCUAGCCAAUCAUCGCUCUGUUCUCCAAAUUUAAUUAAGGAGAACAGCCGGA